Molecule: messenger RNA, 1123 nt
Organism: Sorghum bicolor (sorghum)
Lineage: Eukaryota; Viridiplantae; Streptophyta; Magnoliopsida; Poales; Poaceae
Product: FAM206 family protein
Exons: 7
Coding region: 120-728 (202 amino acids)
Cellular component (GO): nucleus
Source: RefSeq, a predicted model, not a curated record
UCAGACAUCACUGCCGGAACGGCCCAGGUGCUCCCAUCCGUCUCUCGCUCCCCCGCCGCCGAGCUUCUGCACCGCACCGGAUCGACCAUCGCCGCCGGUCAGGACCGAGGGCCCCACUGAUGGCGGAGGAAGCUGCUGCGUCCCUGGAGGAACAGCCACUCCACAAACCCUCCUCCCUGCGGGAAGCCGCCGUCGACGACGAGACCCGCGCCCUCGUCGUACCUGACGCCGCCGACCUCCUGCCGUCUCCCCCGUCAGCCGUCGAGGCUAACUUUGCGCGCUACUUCAUCGCAGAUUUUCUGAAUCCCGGGUAUGAUCAGUAUGUGUAUCGUCAUCCAAACGGAUUGUGUGUGGUUGGUUUAGCUCCAGCCCAUGUUGUGUUUAAAGAGGAAGGAGCAAUAACUGCUGUUGACUUCAAUGUUGGCAAGUCAGAUCGCAGUGAGAUGAAAGUCACGGGAAAACGCAAAAGGAAUGCACAACACUUGCAAGAAAAUUCAGCGUUGUGCAAAGUUUGUGUAAAUGAUAAAUCUUUUAUCGUGAGAUGCUGUGUGAAAGGCUCACUUCUGGAGAUCAAUGAAAGAUUGAUCAAACAACCAGAUCUUCUAAAUACCGCUGCUGAUAGGGAAGGAUAUAUAGCAAUCUUCCAGCCCAAACCAGCUGACUGGCUCAAAAUUAAGGAUAAAUUUCUUAGUUAUGAGGACUACAAGAACUUGAGAGGAGUAUGCUGACACCCAAAAGAAGAUGUUUUGAACAUUGAAGCCGCCUCUUAGGUAUGAGUAUUACUCAACCAUUGGUGUGAUGAUAUCUUUACUGCUCCAGAUAUUUGCAGUUCGAUAGAAGCUUCAUCAAUCAAUCACAUAGCUACUGCUGGGCAAACAUGUGAACUGGACUCACCUUAACCUCGUGUACUGGACUGGACUCAUGCAGUCAUACUAAGUUCUGAGGCGAUGAAUGAAUGCCUGCUUAUAUGAUGCUGAGGUCAUGACGAUGUUUGCUUUGUUUAUUCUGUCAGAAAAUUGGUGUGCGAGGACUAAUUCAUUUGUGGCUAGGCAUUACUCCCAAUGUAAUAACCGAUGAACUGGGAUCCAAUUUAUCGAACUUUUUGUUCUCCAGAUUUAAGUUA